This is a messenger RNA of Verticillium nonalfalfae, 1488 nucleotides long. RefSeq lists its product as uncharacterized. Bases 1 to 1488 code for a protein of 495 amino acids. The transcript is spliced from 4 exons. The record is from RefSeq and is a predicted model, not a curated record. NCBI's taxonomy places the organism in Eukaryota, Fungi, Ascomycota, Sordariomycetes, Glomerellales, Plectosphaerellaceae. Gene Ontology annotation, molecular function: aldehyde dehydrogenase (NAD+) activity.
AUGGCGUCCUCAACACCGAUCACUCUGCCGAACGGCCGCGAGUACGAGCAACCUACAGGCCUUUUCAUCGACAACCAGUUUGUUCCAGCCUCUGGCGAUGAAUUCGCCAUUACCAACCCUGUAACCGAAGAAGAAGCGCUCAGAUUGAAGGGUGCCUCAGUGGAAGACGUUGACAAGGCUGUCGCCGCGGCACGCAGAGCCUUCAAUGGCGAAUGGUCCGACCUAGCCGCCGUCGACAGGGGCGCGUUCUUAUAUAGACUCGCCGAGCUCAUCGACCGCGACCGAGAGCUGAUUGCCGCCAUUGACGCCUUCGACAAUGGCAAGCCGUACAGUGCCGCCCUGGCCGGCGACCUUGACGAGUCCUACAAUGUCUUCCGAUACUACGCCGGCGCCGCCGACAAGAUCACGGGCCGCACCAUCGAGACGGCCCCCACCAAGCUGGCCUACGUCCUGCAGGAGCCCCUCGGCGUUUGCGCCCAGAUCAUCCCCUGGAACUUCCCUUUCAUGAUGCUCGCAUGGAAGGUCGCCCCGGCUCUGGCCUGCGGAAACACGGUCGUGCUGAAGCCUGCCGAGCAGACGCCCCUGUCGGCGCUUUACUUUGGCAACCUCGUCAUCGAGGCUGGCCUGCCCGUUGGCGUUGUCAACAUUCUGCCUGGUUUGGGGCCUGUCGCGGGCAAGGCUCUUGCCGGACACAUGGAUGUCGACAAGGUGGCCUUUACGGGGAGCACCAACACGGGUCGUGCCGUGAUGAAGGAGGCUUCGAACAACCUGAAAAACAUCACCCUCGAGUGCGGCGGCAAGAGUCCGUCCAUUGUUUUUGAGGAUGCUGAGCUCGACCAGGCCGUCAAGUGGUGUCACUUUGGCAUCAUGGACAACAAGGGCGAGGUCUGCACGUCGACGUCGAGGAUCUACGUCCACGAGGCCAUCUACGACGCCUUUCUCGACAAGUUCAUCGAGGUCACCAAGGAAAACGCGAAGCUCGGUGACGCCUUUGACGAGCAGGUGGUGCAGGGCCCUCAGGUGUCUAAGGUGCAGUUUGACAGAGUCAUAUCGUACAUUGAGGAGGGCAAGAAAGCCGGAGCCCGACUGCUGUACGGCGGCAGCAGGCACGCCGACAAGGGUUACUUCUUGGAGCCCACCAUCUUUGCUGAUACCACCGAGGACAUGCGCAUCGUCAAGGAGGAAAUCUUCGGCCCCGUAGUGGUCAUCUCCAAAUUCAGCAACGACGCCGAGGUCAUUGCCAAGGCCAAUGACACGUCGUACGGCCUCGCAGCAGCUCUGUUCACCCAAAAGAUCGGCCGCGCGCACAGGGUUGCGCGCAAGCUGCAGGCGGGCAUGGUAUGGAUCAACUCGUCAGGCGAUUCACACUUUGGUAUCCCCUUUGGCGGAUACAAGUCUUCCGGCAUUGGACGAGAGCUGGGACAGUACGCGCUCGACGCGUACACGCAGAGCAAGGCCGUGCACGUCAACCUGGGUGUCGAGCUGUAG